Molecule: messenger RNA, 1846 nt
Organism: Sardina pilchardus (European sardine)
Lineage: Eukaryota; Metazoa; Chordata; Actinopteri; Clupeiformes; Clupeidae
Gene: rad23aa
Product: RAD23 homolog A, nucleotide excision repair protein a
Exons: 9
Coding region: 214-1380 (388 amino acids)
Biological process (GO): proteasome-mediated ubiquitin-dependent protein catabolic process; nucleotide-excision repair
Cellular component (GO): cytosol; nucleoplasm
Molecular function (GO): proteasome binding; ubiquitin binding; damaged DNA binding
Source: RefSeq, a predicted model, not a curated record
AGUAGAAGAAGUGGGCCAGGCGUAUGUUGUCUCCCACGAGCCGAAAACUUCGUUGUUAAGCGUGUAUAAUCUUGUCGUUAUCCCAUCGACUGCCGUUACCUGGAGUCUUAAGUGGUAAUUUGUCAGUCUGUACGUUGGCGCCGAGGAUAGCUGAGAGUUUGGAGAGAAGUGUCAUUUCACAUUGGUGAAGUGUUCCCACAAGCCGACGGAAAGAUGCAGAUCACGCUAAAGACGCUGCAACAACAAACUUUCCAAAUUGAAAUCAAUGAAGACCUAACAGUGAAGGUUUUGAAAGAGCGAAUCGAGGCGGAGAAAGGCAAAGACAACUUUCCCGUCACGGGACUGAAGCUCAUUUAUGCAGGCAAAAUCUUGCAAGAUGACACCGCCAUCAAAGAGUACAAGAUCGACGAGAAGAACUUCGUGGUGGUGAUGGUGUCUAAGGCCAAACCUCCUCCCGCCCCCUCGGCCCCCCCUGAGCCCCCCAAGGCUGAGGCGUCGGCGUCUGCGUCUGCGUCUGCGUCAGCGUCAGCAUCAGCAGGGGCGGCAACCGCGGCGGCAACGGGUUCCACGGCGACGCCUCCCCCUCCCGUCCACGCCGCCAUCCCCAUCCCCCCCGACGAGGACCGGCCCGCCACUCGGCCGCCGGCGCAGCAGCCCACGACACCGACGACGCCGGUCUCGCAGGGCAGGUCUGCUCCACCAACAGAAGGUUUUGGCGAUCUUGCUUUAUCAGCUCUGGUGACGGGCCCGGCGUACGAGGCGAUGGUGACGGAGAUCAUGUCGAUGGGUUACGAGCGUGACCGCGUGGAGGCCGCCCUGAGAGCCAGCUUCAACAACCCCGACCGAGCCGUGGAGUACCUCCUCACCGGAAUCCCAACCACCGUCCCAGUGCAAGAGACCAGCCCACCAGCAGCUAACCUGUCCUCUGAGACGCACUCGUCAGAAGGUGAGAACCCUCUGGAGUUCCUGCGUUCUCAGGCCCAGUUCCAGAGCAUGCGGCAGGUGAUCCAACAGAACCCGUCCCUGCUCCCCGCCCUCCUCCAGCAGCUGGGCCAGGACAACCCAGCACUACUGCAGCAAAUCAGCCAGCACCAGGAGCAGUUCAUCCAGAUGUUGAACGAGCCGCAGGGGGAGGGAGGGGAGCUGGGGGAGGGGCCUGACACGGCCGACCCCUCCGAGCCCGGCGACCUGGGCGCCAUGGUGGACGACCUCGCCUCCGGCAACUACAUCCAGGUCACGGCCCAGGAGAAGGAGGCCAUUGAGAGGUUAAAAGCGUUGGGCUUCCCUGAGGCACUGGUGGUGCAGGCCUACUUCGCCUGUGAGAAGAACGAGAACCUCGCUGCCAAUUUCCUCCUCAACCAGAACUUUGACGACGACUGAGCCAAUGAGAAAUGCACGUUUGUGUGUGUGUGUUUGUGUGUGUGUGUGUGUGUGUGUGUGUGUGUGUGAGUGAGUGUGAGAGAGAAUGAGUGAGUGAGUGAGUGUGCUUGUUCAUGGUCCGUUCACCCUCCAACAGACAGCUCAACAUGGACUUAUGUAUACACACGCACACACACACUUACACACACACACACACACACACAUUUACACACACACACACAUUUACACAUGCAUGCACACACAUGUACACACACACAUAGAAAAACUCUCAAAUGAAGUCAAGCACACUAAACACACACACACACACACACACACACACACACACACACACGCACACACACACACACACACACACGCACACACUCUGACUGAUGUACACACUUAUGGACACUACUAAGUGGGGUACAGGUGUAUUGAAAUGUGUUGGAGGCGUAAAAGAUAGACCCUAAAAAAAGACUAAAACAUU